CCACUGCUGUCACUGACCCUUUGUUUGAAUCCACUGCUGCGUCUGCUCUAGUUGCUGAGCUUGUUGACUUUGCUGCAGCCUGUCGCCUAGACUUUGCCACUAGUCUUGUUGCUGAGUCUGCGUCUGAGUCUGUCUGUCCUCCGUCCGUCGGGGGUGAGUGUGCUCUUGGCACGGACGUUCUUGAGGACAGAAAAGAGGAGUUUGAGUUCUUUGCCCCUGAGGGAGACCCGGAUGCACCAGACAUCCCGACCCCGCCCUCUUACGCAGAGGCGAUAGAGGGUCCCUACUCCUCUCAGUGGCAGGCAGCCAUGGACGCCAAGAUGGCUUCCUGGAAGGUGAAGCGGCCGUCGGGUUUUCCGCCUGUCUUCAAGGCGCGUUACGUUGCACGUGGCUUCAGUCAGCGACAGGGAGUUGACUUCUUCCAGACCUUCUCCCCUACCCCGAAGAUGACCACUCUUCGGGUACUGCUGCACGUCGCCGCUCAUCGUGACUACGAGCUCCACUCGCUUGAGUUCAGCACAGCCUUCCUACAGGGCAGCCUGCACGAGGAGAUCUGGCUGCGCCGCCCACCUGGCUUCACUGGGUCGUUUCCUGCUGGUACCCAGUGGAGCCUCCGGCGGCCAGUCUACGGUCUCCGCCAAGCACCCCGUGAGUGGCACGACACACUGAGGACGACUCUUGCUGCUCUUGGUUUUGCUCCUUCCACUGCUGACCCGUCGCUGUUUUUACGCACUGACACCACUCUGCCGCCGUUCUACGUUCUCGUGUACGUAGACGACUUGGUCUUUGCUACUGCUGACACUGAGGCACUCGCCCACGUGAAGUCCGAGCUGCAGAAGAGACACACGUGCACAGACGUGGGUGAGCUGACAAGCUAUCUUGGCUUGCGGAUCACCCGGGACAGAGCACAGCGCACCAUUACCUUGAUUCAGUCACACAUGGUGCAGCAGGUCCUUCAGCGCUUCGGCUUCACGUACUCCUCGCCACAGUCCACUCCUCUGCCUACCGGUCACUCGCUCUCGGCUCCACCUUCGGACGUGUCCGUAGAGCCGAGUGGCCCCUCCAGUUGUGAGGCUGAGAUCUACGCUGGGGCCAUGGCUGCACAGGAGUUACGCUGGCUCACCUACCUGCUGACCGACUUGGGAGAGGCGCCUCAUUCUCCUCCAGUUCUGUACGUCGACAACAAGGCCAUGCUUGCCUUGUGUCAGGAGCACAGACUGGAGCACAGAACGAAGCACAUUGCUCUGCGCUACUUCCUUGCUCGAGAGUUGCAGCAGCGUGGCCAGCUUCGUCUCGCUUACGUGGCCUCACAGGCCAACACUGCUGAUGUUUUCACCAAGGCACUUCAGCCUUGUGAUCAUCAGCGUUUCUGUACUGUUCUAGGCCUUGUACCUACCGUGCCUCACUUGCUUACUUCUUGA
Molecule: messenger RNA, 1421 nt
Organism: Closterium sp. Naga37s-1
Lineage: Eukaryota; Viridiplantae; Streptophyta; Zygnematophyceae; Desmidiales; Closteriaceae
Source: the annotation of a GenBank genome assembly